Messenger RNA from Biomphalaria glabrata, 3181 nucleotides. Its product is annotated as calcitonin gene-related peptide type 1 receptor-like. Bases 971 to 2317 code for a protein of 448 amino acids. Lineage: Eukaryota; Metazoa; Mollusca; Gastropoda; Planorbidae. Gene Ontology annotation, biological process: adenylate cyclase-modulating G protein-coupled receptor signaling pathway; cell surface receptor signaling pathway. Gene Ontology annotation, cellular component: plasma membrane. Gene Ontology annotation, molecular function: G protein-coupled peptide receptor activity. The record is from RefSeq and is a predicted model, not a curated record. The transcript has 14 exons.
ACACAUUUUUUAAAAAUUAUUAAAACACAUGCAUCAUCGAGAGUUGAAGUGGGGGGGGGCGAUCUCCUCCAUUUUCACUGAGACGUUUACGCCCCUGUAGUCUACUUGUGUUUUAUUUUAAAAUUACGUUUUUUUUCUCCGAUUCUGACUUCGAAGUUGAUUCUAUUCUGGAACGAUUCUGACCUUGUUACGUCUAUUCUGGAACAACUCUGGAGUGUACGCUGUGACUGUAAUUCUUGGAGUGUUUAGCAGUAAGUUGGAGAAAUGGAUUACUCUGUUUAUAUCAUCGGUUUGUUUGUGACUUAGUUGAAGUUAUAGACUUCACAUAAAUCACAGAAACCAUGGAUACAUGAUUCAUAGAUACAUGGAUCACAAAUACGUUGACCACAGAUUCAUUGACCACAUAUACCACGAAUACAUAAAGAUUCUUGAGAACCUUGAGGCUAGCACUGAACUCCUGAGGAAACUGUUUAAGAAAACGUGUAGAGGCAUUCUGGGUUAUUUCUAAAUCAUUUGUUGGGUUUAUUUAGAAUUUAUUCAGAAUGAAUCAAACUCUCUAAACAGUGAACCUAAAAAAGUAUAUAGUGGACAACUGAACUUCACUAUAAACAUCACAUAUGCAAAGAAUCAAGGUCUGAAAGAGAAAAUCAAUUCUAUUGCAUCAAUUUCUGAAAGAUAAUAUCAAUUAUAUAACAUCAAAUUCCGAACAGGAACAUUAAAUAUAUCGAAUUCUGAGAGAAUAUGCAACAUUGAUUACACCACAUGAAAUUCUGAAAAAAGAACUUAUUUAAAAUGUCUCUGAAAUAAUCCGUUUUGGUGUUUGUGAUUAGGCUUUUCUUAAUAAAUAUUCAUCUUGAUACUGUAAAAUCCUAAAGAAACGGAUUUAUUAAGAAUGUUUUAUUGACGAAAGUCAGAUUUGUAGUUCUGUGUAGUAUUUUUGUUUCAAUAACAAAGUAUUCAUCACAACAAAAUGAAGAGCGUUGAGGUGCCCGACGAGCACGUUGAUGAUUUGAAAAACUGGAGAUUAAUUGUCAAUGCUACGUGUGAGUAUAUAAUGGCCACGGAGACUAUUCCUCAAGAUGGUGUUUACUGUCCAAUUGUGUUAGAUGUUGAUAAUCUUGUUUGCAUCAACUUUACCAGAGCCGGAGAGUAUUCCUAUGCAGACUGCCCGCCCAUCUGGGAUGCUGAGGGUGGAAAGGUCAGGCUGUUCUGUGAGUCCAAUGGGACCUGGAGGACACAUUCUAACAGUCCUAAGCUCUCCGUCGAUACUCAAGAGUGUGAUCGGGUCGAUACAGAGGACACUAGCCAUCUGUACGUGUACAUAGUUGGUGCAAGCGUCUCCUUGGUGCUGCUGAGUAUCUCGCUUAUCAUAUUUCACGGCUUUAGGCAACUGAGAUGUGAUCGCAUCACUGUCCACAAAAACUUGUUCAUCAGUUUCUUUUUGAACACCUGGUGCUGGUUGAUAAUGUAUCGGUUCGUCUCUAUAGGAGACGUCACUCUUAGGAAUCCGAUGUGGUGUCAGGUCCUCCAUGUGGUGGCCCACUACUUUGUACUGACCAACUUUGCCUGGAUGUUCUGUGAAGGCCUCUACCUGCACUUCAUACUGGUCAGGGCUCUGAGGACCGGAAAGGUUUUGAUCAAGUGUCUCAUCGCUUGUGGCUGGGGUCUGCCGUUUGUCAUCGUAAUUAGUUACGCUUUAGCUCGAGGAGUGGACGAGGAGAGAAGAGCCCACUGCUGGAGCAAGGAGGAUAUUAUGAUGAACAUUAUAAGUGUUCCAAUCUACGUCACCACAGCGGUGAACACUUGUCUAUUGAUCAACAUCAUUUGGCUGCUGCUGACCAAAUUGCGUCAAAUCCCGGACGCAAGCCAAAGCAGCAGGAUGGCCGCCAAGGCCAUUUUGAUUCUAGUGCCACUGUUCGGUCUACAAUUUCUGUUGAUGCCAGUUAGACCGGAAUAUGGGACUGUUUACUUCCAAAUAUACCAGCACUUCAUGUCUCUGAUUACGUCAUUACAGGGUGCCAUGUUGUCCUGUAUCUUCUGCUUCUUUAACGGGGAGGUGAGGUCACUCCUACGGCGCAAGUGGCAAGAGCAAUGGAUCAUGUCGGACAAGAGGCGAAAGAACACUGGUAACACGUCUUCGACCUUUAUUGAUGGCUACUCGAUGGUGGACACUACCCGUGACCUCACGAGUCCUAAGAGCAAGACUGUAUUUGACCAGGCGAAUACAUCAGAAAUGUUGGAACUCCAGACUUCCAAUCAAGUCUUCAUCCCCUUGGUGGACAACAAUGGUGACCUUAGUCGUGGACAUGAAGACUAGCAGCCAUAAGAAUAUUUAAAUAAAUUUCUUAACGCCGUUUACCAAUCUGAUGACGUGAAAUAUUUGGUAAAAAGACUGGAAAGUGUAAAACACGUUUCCAAUGGUUCUAACUAUGGGGAAUAACCAGUAAAAUGUUUUUUUCUACUGAUAAAUUCUUCAGUGCUCUCCCUUACACUGAAGCAUUCCUGAUAAGUAUUCGUCUCAAACUUUUAAUACAAUGGAGUAUAGUCCCCUUAGGGUUGGGACAUAAAACAAAAGACGAGACAUUUAACCAAGUUACUUGUUUAUAUUCUCUGUCAUGUAAUUCAACAUACAUCACGUGAUUUGUAAUGGUUGACUCUAUGUACAUUUUUGCGAUUCGGCCCAUCUUUUUUUUAUUUUUAGGAAACAUGUGCCAUAAUCUUUGUACUAGUGUAUGUUUGAGGUAGGAAAGUCUUAUAUGUUUUAAUUUACUCAUUUUGAAACAGUCUGUGACUAAUUUGAAUGUGAUCAUCUGUUGUUGUUAGACAAAUAUAUUGUAUAUAGUAGUUUUUGUUUUAUAUAUUUUUCGUCAUGUAAAGAACUAAAUAAGCAUGCGAAGGAGAAUGGGCUCAAUGCGGAAUGAAAGGGACUUCUCUUUAUAGAACAGGAGAAAAAACAAUCACAUUGACCCAAUCAGUGUGAGACUCAACAGGUCACAUGCAUAGCAUACUGGAAUCAAAGGUCUGACUUUGUUACUAUUCAAAUACGGAGGAUUUUUCCACUGUUACUUGAUAUUGGGACCCAUCUUAUCAAUCCUUUAGCGAUAUGUAUAUGUUUGUAGAUUUGAAUGUUAUUAGAUCUAUAUAGUUAUGUUUUGUUAAUUUUUUUUGGGGGGGGGGGGGG